GGUUCAUACCCCCUCCCCCAAACUUUUUGACUCCCAAAACAAGUAAGAGAUAAGAAAGAAAUAUGAAAUUUGGUAAAGAAAUGGUGCACCCUAGCCACCCCCAACACAAGCUCAAGUUUGAGCACACUGAUAUCCCAUUCAAGUGUGAUGGGUGCAAAGAGGCUGGAAUUGGGUCCAAAUACAAAUGUGAUAUUUGUGACUUUGACCUCCACUUGCAUUGUGCCCUGGCCUCUCAAGACAUCUAUCACCCUUUCUAUAGGAAGUGCACCUUCCAAUUCCAUCAAAAGCCACCUGGGGAGCUUAUGAGGUAUUGCAAUGCUUGUGGGAAAGAUGUGUUAGGGUUUGUGUACCAUUGCAAGAGAUGUGGCUAUGACCUCCACCCUUGUUGUGCAAAGCUCCCUCAUGCCCUAGAUGAUGGUGAAAUCAGGCUUUUCCUCUAUAGGAAAGUGUCAUCCUCUUGUCACAAGUGUGGGAGAAAAGGGCCUAGUUGGUCUUAUAGGUCACCAUGCAAGAAGUACAAUCUCCAUGUGUCUUGUGUUAAGGAGAUGUUAGUUGAGAUUUGGCAGGAGAUUUAUUUCUCUGAUGGAGGGAAGAAGAAGAGUUUGGAGUUCCACACUAGGAUUCCCAGUCUCAAGGGGAUGCUUCAUAACCAUCAUAAGAGUAAGAAGGGGAAGGUAAGGAAGUGUUGUGAGAUGGCAGGGACUGCUGUGCAAUUCAUAAUAUCAGCGGUGCUUGGAGAUCCUUCCGCCGUGAUUGCUGCUGUAAUUGGUGCCUUCAUGUCUAGAUGACUCUCUCUCUCUCUC
This is a messenger RNA of Amborella trichopoda, 803 nucleotides long. RefSeq names its product Cysteine/Histidine-rich C1 domain family protein. Lineage: Eukaryota; Viridiplantae; Streptophyta; Magnoliopsida; Amborellales; Amborellaceae. The record is from RefSeq and is a predicted model, not a curated record.